AUGAUCGAUGACACUAAGGUUGCUGGUCUGCUAAGCGACCUGCAGAAGCUAGACGAAGCUGGACGCGACCGCAUACUAGAUCUCUUGUCUCUCGAAGUCAUGAAGGAUGUUCUCAAAGCUUCCCUUCGUCAGAGCGAAAGACGUGGAGACAGUACUAUGCCGCCAAAUCCACCUGUGACCAAAGAUAUGAGCGAGGUAGUCCAUAGACAGGACGAAAGACCGACAAAGCAAGCCGGGCAAACCACUGUUCUUAAAUACCACAAACGACCUAGAAUUGAAGAAGACACACGAGGUCAAGCGAUUGUGGAAAGAGAAGUUAUUGAAAUUGAGACGGACGAAGACGAUGCCACGAACAGCCUGAUCAUUCGACGGUCAUCUCGAUUGAAAGAGUGCGUUCGGCGAAUGGAGAUGAUCACCGAUAGCGAGGCCGAGCUCAUGCGCCGUUUCAAAGACAUGUGGUCAAUGAAUGAGCAUACGAUUACUCAGUACACCACCUAUACCCACAACUUGCAAAAGUAUACAACUAGCUGUGUAUGCAUUCACAGUAUGCUUCUCGCAAAAGAUCCAACUUUCACUCGAGGUGGGAGACUGUAUAAGUCCGCAGACGACAGGUGCAUCGAUGCUGGCUAUCCGUGUGCCAGCUUCAGGUGGGAUGGAAGGCAGCGCCGAUAUUUCAUACAACUGGCACCUCUACCUCAAGUUUUACCGAAGGGAAAGUCUCACGAGGAGCUUGGGUAUUGGGUUCUUUGA
This is a messenger RNA of Bipolaris oryzae ATCC 44560, 750 nucleotides long. RefSeq lists its product as uncharacterized. The record is from RefSeq and is a predicted model, not a curated record. Bases 1 to 750 code for a protein of 249 amino acids. The transcript is spliced from 3 exons. NCBI's taxonomy places the organism in Eukaryota, Fungi, Ascomycota, Dothideomycetes, Pleosporales, Pleosporaceae.